AUGGGGGCUCUGGCAGGAUUCACGUGGGAAGCUCCAGGCGUGAGCCCCGUUUCUAGCUGUACUCCCUGGGGCAGACCGCACAGCCGCUGCCGCCUCCGUUUCCUCCUCUGUGAACUGGGGAGAGACCCGCUCUCCCGUGCGGGUGCAGUGGGGAGGGCCUGGUCUCUGGGAGGUCGGCUCAGUGGUCUGCCCGGUCCCCACCCAGCCAACCGCUGCAGGAAGGCCCAGGUGAAGAGCUGCACCGAGUGCAUCCGAGUGGACAAGGACUGCGCCUACUGCACCGACCAGACGUUCAAGGACCGGCGCUGCAACACCCAGGCGGAGCUGCUGGCCGCGGGCUGCCGGCUGGAGAGCGUGGUGGUCAUGGAGAGCAGCUUCGAGAUCACAGAGGAGAUCCCGAUCGACACCACCCUGCGCCGCAGCCAGGUGUUCCCCCAGGCGCUGCAGGUCCUCCUGCGGCCCGGCGAGGAGCGGCACUUCGAGCUGGAGGUGUUCGAGCCGCUGGAGAGCCCCGUGGACCUGUACAUCCUCAUGGACUUCUCCAACUCCAUGUCCGACGAUCUGGACAACCUCAAGCAGAUGGGGGAGCACCUGGCCCGGGUCCUGAGCCGGCUCACCAGCGACUACACUAUUGGAUUUGGCAAGUUUGUGGACAAAGUCAGCGUCCCCCAGACGGACAUGAGGCCGGAGAAGCUGAAGGAGCCCUGGCCCAACAGCGACGCCCCCUUCUCCUUCAAGAACGUCAUCAGCCUGACGGACGACGUGACCGAGUUCCGGAGGAAGCUGCAGCAAGAGCGCAUCUCGGGCAACCUGGACGCCCCGGAAGGCGGCUUCGACGCCAUCCUGCAGACGGCCGUGUGCACGAGGGACAUCGGCUGGCGCCCUGACAGCACCCACCUGCUGGUGUUCUCCACCGAGUCCGCCUUCCACUAUGAGGCCGACGGUGCCAACGUGCUGGCUGGCAUCUUGAAGCGAAAUGACGAGGAGUGCCACCUGGACGCCACAGGCACCUACACCCAGUACAAGACACAGGACUACCCGUCUGUGCCCACCCUGGUGCGCCUGCUGGCCAAACACAACAUUAUCCCUAUCUUCGCCGUCACCAACUACUCCUACAGCUACUAUGAGAAGCUGCACAAGUACUUCCCCGUGUCCUCGCUGGGCGUGCUGCAGGAAGACUCGUCCAACAUCGUGGAGCUGCUGCAGGAGGCCUUCAACCGCAUUCACUCCAACCUGGACAUCCGGGCCCUGGACAGCCCCCGCGGCCUGCGGACAGAGGUCACCUCCAAGAUGUUCCAAAAGACGGAGACGGGGUCCUUUCACAUCCGGCGAGGAGAAGUGGGCACCUACCAAGUUCAGCUUCGGGCCAUCGAGGACGUGGACGGGACGCACGUGUGCCAGCUGCCAGAACACGACAGGAAGGGCAACGUCCACCUGAAGCCCUCCUUCUCCGACGGCCUCCGGAUGGACGUGGGCAUCCUCUGCGACCUGUGCGCCUGCGAGCUGCAAAAAGAGGUGGGCUCGCCUCAGUGCAGCGGCAACGGAGACUUCAUGUGCGGACACUGUGUGUGCUACGAGGGCUGGAGUGGCAAGACCUGCAGCUGCUCCACGGGCUCGCUGAGUGACAUCCAGCCCUGCCUGCGGGAGGGAGAGGACAAGCCGUGCUCCGGGCACGGCGAGUGCCAGUGCGGGCGCUGCGUGUGCUACGGCGAAGGCCGCUACGAGGGCCAGUUCUGCGAGUACGACAACUUCCAGUGCCCACGCACCUCCGGGUUCCUUUGCAACGACCGGGGACGCUGCUCCAUGGGCCGGUGUGAGUGCGAGCCCGGCUGGACAGGCUUGAGCUGUGACUGCCCUCUCAGCAAUGCCACCUGCAUCGACAGCAAUGGGGGCGUCUGCAAUGGGCGUGGUCACUGCGAGUGUGGCCGGUGCCACUGCAACCAGCAGUCCCUCUACACAGACACCACCUGCGAGAUCAACUACUCGGCGGUCCGUCUGGGCCUCUGCGAGGACCUGCGCUCCUGCGUGCAGUGCCAGGCCUGGGGCACAGGCGAGAAGAAGGGGCGCACGUGCGAGGAGUGCGGCUUCAAGGUCAAGAUGGUGGAUGAGCUUAAGAACACGGAGGAGGUGGUGGAGCACUGCUCCUUCCGGGACGAGGAGGACGACUGUAACUACAGCUACACCGUGGAGGGCGACGGCACGCCCGGGCCCAACAGCACCGUCCUGGUGCACAGGAAGAAGGACUGCCCUCCCGGCUCCUUCUGGUGGCUCAUCCCCCUGCUCAUCUUCCUCCUGCUGCUCCUGGCGCUGCUGCUGCUGCUCUGCUGGAAGUACUGUGCCUGCUGCAAGGCCUGCCUGGCACUUCUCCCCUGCUGCAACCGAGGUACGGGCCUGGCGUCGCUGAACGAGGUGUACAGACAGAUCGCAGGCUCGCACAAGCUCCAGCAGACCAAGUUCCGGCAGCAGCCCAACGCCGGGAAAAAGCGCUACAGGCUCCGGCCACCAGCCAGCCAGCCAGUUGGGGCUUCCGUGGUGCCCGCCGUGCAGGGAACUAACGGCUCCUCCCUCUCGCCCCCAGUGCCCUACGGGCUGUCCCUGCGCCUCGCCCGCCUCUGCACCGAGAACCUGCUGAAGCCUGACACGCGGGAAUGUGACCAGCUGCGCCAGGAGGUGGAGGAGAACCUGAACGAGGUGUACAGACAGAUCGCAGGCUCGCACAAGCUCCAGCAGACCAAGUUCCGGCAGCAGCCCAACGCCGGGAAAAAUCUGGGCUGGGCGGGGCCGGCGGGCAGAGGAGUGGAGAGGGGACUGAGGUUUGGACCCUCUAACUCUGCCCGGCCCCUUGCAGCCAACGGGAUAGUGUCCUUUGAGCAGCCUGAGUACCUGGUCAGUGGUGGGGAGCAAGUGGCCCGCAUUCCCGUCGUCCGGCGCAUCCUGGACAACGGCAAGUCCCAGGUCUCCUACCGCACACAGGACAACACGGCGCAGGGCAACCGGGACUACAUCCCCACGGAGGGCGAGCUGCUGUUCCAGCCCGGGGAGACCUGGAAGGAGCUGCAGGUGAAGCUCCUGGAGCUGCAGGAGGUGGACUCCCUCCUGCGGAGCCGCCAGGUCCGCCGCUUCAACAUCCAACUCAGCAACCCCAAGUUCGGGGCACGCCUGGGCCAGCCCCACUCGGCCACGGUCGUCAUCGGGGACCGAGACGAACUGGACCUGACCUUCCAGAACCAGACCCAGUCUGCAUUCCCAGUCUCCCACAGUGUCCUGGGCGCCCCACAGAACCCCAACGCCAAAGCCGCCGGCUCUCGGAAGAUCCACUUCAACUGGCUGCCCCCUCCUGGCAAACCAACAGGGUACAGGGUGAGGUACUGGAUCCAGGGGGACUCCGACUCGGAAGCCCACGUGCUGGAGAGCAAGGUGCCCUCGGUGGAGCUCACCAACCUGUACCCGUACUGCGACUACGAGAUGAAGGUGUGCGCCUUUGGCACGCAGGGCGACGGCCCCUACAGCUCCCUGGUGUCCUGCCGCACCCACCAGGAAGUACCCAAUGAGCCAGGGCGUCUGGCUUUCAACGUCGUCUCCUCCACGGUGACCCAGCUGAGCUGGGCUGAGCCCUCGGAGACCAACGGCGAGAUCACGGCCUACGAGGUCUGCUACGGCCUGGUCAACGAGGACAACCGACCCAUCGGGCCCAUGAAGAAGGUGCUGGUGGACACCCCCAAGAAGCGGAUGCUGCUCAUUGAGAACCUGCGGGAGUCCCAGCCCUACCGCUACACGGUGAAGGCGCGCAACGGGGCAGGCUGGGGGCCCGAGCGGGAGGCCAUCAUCAACCUGGCCACCCAGCCCAAGCGGCCCAUGUCCAUCCCCAUCAUCCCCGACAUCCCCAUCGUGGACGCGCAGGGCGGGGAAGACUAUGAGGGCUACCUCAUGUACAGCGACGAAGUCCUCCGCUCCCCAUCUGGCAGCCAGAGGCCCAGCGUCUCCGACGACACAGAGCACCUGGUCAAUGGACGGAUGGACUUUGCCUUCCCGGGCAGCGCCAACUCCCUGCACAGGAUGGCCACGACCAACGCCUCCUACGGCACCCACCUGAGCCCGCACCUGCCCCACCGCGUGCUCAGCACCUCCUCCACCCUCACCAGGGACUACCACUCGCUGACCCGCACGGAGCACUCGGGCACGCUGCCCAGGGACUACUCCACCCUCACCUCCCUCUCCUCGCAAAGCCUCCCUCCCAUCUGGGAAGGCGGGAGGAGCAGGCUUCCGCUGUCUUGGACCUUGGGGUCCUGGAGUCGGGCUCAGAUGAAGGGGUUCCCCCCUUCCAGGGACUCACCAGACUCUAUAAUCCUGGCUGCGCAGCCAGCAGCGCCCCCUUGGGGCCCAGGUUCCCGCUUGGCUGCAGGUUUGCCCAACACCCCCACCCGCCUGGUGUUCUCAGCCCUGGGGCCCACGUCUCUGAAAGUGAGCUGGCAAGAGCCGCAGUGCGAGCGGGCGCUGCAGGGCUACAGCGUGGAGUACCAGCUGCUGAACGGCGGUGAGCUGCAUCGGCUCAACAUCCCCAACCCCGGGCAGACUUCCGUGGUGGUGGAAGACCUUCUGCCCAACCACUCCUACGUGUUCCGCGUGCGGGCCCAGAGCCAGGAAGGCUGGGGCCCCGAGCGCGAGGGUGUCAUCACCAUUGAGUCACAGGUGCACCCUCAGAGCCCGCUGUUACCCCUGCCAGGCUCCGCCUUCACCCUGAGCACGCCCAGCGCCCCGGGCCCACUGGUGUUCACGGCCCUGAGCCCAGACUCGCUGCAGCUGAGCUGGGAGCGGCCGCGCAGGCCUGACGGAGACAUCCUGGGCUACAUGGUCACGUGUGAGAUGGCCCACGGAGGAGAGCCAGCCAUUACAUUCCAGGUGGAUGGUGACUGCACUGAGAGCAGGCUGACGGUGCCGGGCCUCCGGGAGAACGUGCCCUACAAGUUCAAGGUGCAGGCCAGGACCACUCAGGGCUUUGGGCCGGAGCGUGAGGGUAUCAUCACCAUUGAGUCCCAGGAUGGAGGCCCCUUCCCACAGCUGGGUGUCCUCUCCGGGCUCUACCAGCACCCACUGCCAGGCGAGUACAGCAGCAUCACCACCACCCACACCAGCACCGCCGAGCCCUUCCUGCUGGACGGACUGACCCUGGGGCCCCGGGGCCUGGAGGCAGGCGGCUCCCUCACCCGGCACGUGACCCAGGAGUUUGUGAGCCAGACGCUGACCACCAGUGGGACCCUCGGCAGCCAGGUGGACCAGCAGUUCUUCCAGACCUGAGCUCCCCACCGCGACCAGGCGUCCUCGAACCUGGGCCCCCACUGCCCCCCCUCCCCGGUGCUGCCUCAGCUACACCAUCCUUGGACCCCUGGUGGCCCCACCCGCCCGCAUGCUGAUCACAGGACCAGAGCCUCUGGGGGUAGGUGCCCUCUGGGGGGCAUGUAGGGGGCAGAGGUCCCAGAAGGCCCUUCUGGCUGCCCCACCCCCAUCCCACCCAAGCGCAUUUGUAACCAAAGAGCCGGGACCAGCAUGACAAGCACCCAGCUUUGUUCUGCACUUAAUAAAAGAGUUUGCUACCGUG
Messenger RNA from Myotis brandtii (Brandt's bat), 5596 nucleotides. It is a transcript of the gene ITGB4, whose product is annotated as integrin, beta 4. Gene Ontology annotation, biological process: cell-matrix adhesion; integrin-mediated signaling pathway; cell communication. Lineage: Eukaryota; Metazoa; Chordata; Mammalia; Chiroptera; Vespertilionidae. The record is from RefSeq and is a predicted model, not a curated record. Bases 1 to 5295 code for a protein of 1764 amino acids. Gene Ontology annotation, molecular function: integrin binding. The transcript is spliced from 38 exons. Gene Ontology annotation, cellular component: integrin complex; focal adhesion; cell surface.